This is a messenger RNA of Hansenula anomala, 1560 nucleotides long. Its product is annotated as sugar porter family MFS transporter. Gene Ontology annotation, molecular function: carbohydrate:proton symporter activity. The record is from RefSeq and is a predicted model, not a curated record. The annotation marks the transcript as partial. Lineage: Eukaryota; Fungi; Ascomycota; Saccharomycetes; Phaffomycetales; Wickerhamomycetaceae. The transcript has a single exon. Gene Ontology annotation, biological process: carbohydrate transport; transmembrane transport. Gene Ontology annotation, cellular component: membrane.
AUGAAGUUGUUGAACGAUGUAUUCAUUGCUCCCAAUGAAAUAUCAACAAUACCCGGUGCUCAAAAACAAUCAACUUUAAUGUCAAUAGCUGUUGGUGUUUUCGCUGCAGUGGGUGGAUUCAUUUACGGUUAUGAUACUGGUUUAAUCAAUAGUUUAGCAGACAUGCAAUUUGUACGGCAUGAAUUUGCCUCAAAUCAUACAAGUUUCACAGCUAAGGAAACUUCGAUAAUCACUGCAAUAUUAUCAUUAGGAACAUUUUUCGGUGCUUUAUUGGCACCUCUAUUAUCAGAUACAAUAGGACGUCGUUAUGCCAUUAUGUUUGCCACUUUUGUUGUCUUUAUGGUGGGAAACAUUUGUCAAGUUGCAUCAACUGGAAUCCCAUUGCUUUGCAUUGGGCGUUUCAUUACGGGACUAGCAGUAGGGAUGAUAUCUGCUGUUGUUCCAUUAUAUCAAGCUGAAGCCUCUCCAAAAUUUGUUCGUGGUGCUAUUAUAUCCACUUAUCAAUGGGCAAUCACUUGGGGUUUAUUAGUUUCAAGUGCAGUGUCCCAAGGAACUCAUAGUAAACAAACUUCUGCAUCUUAUAGAGUACCCAUUGGGUUACAAUUUGCUUGGUCUUUAAUUUUGGGUAUUGGUAUGAUUUUUUUACCAGAAUCUCCAAGAUUCUUCAUUAGAAAAGAUGAUUUAAGUUCAGCUGCAAAGGCUUUAUCCACUCUACGGCGUGUACCACAGGAUGAUCCUGGUUUGAUUGAAGAACUUGUGGAAAUCAAGGCAAGUCAUGAUUAUGAAUUAAGUUUUGGUGCUUAUUCUUUUAUGGAUUGUUUUAGAGAUGGUGAAGGUCGUCCACGUCAAUUGAAAAGAUUACUUACAGGUGUUGCAUUACAAGCCAUUCAACAAUGUUCAGGUAUAAAUUUCAUUUUCUACUAUGGUGUUAAUUUUUUUUCAAGAACCGGUGUUUCUAAAUCUUAUUUAAUUUCAUUUGUUACUUAUGCUGUUAAUGUUUGUGCCACCAUUCCUGGUAUAAUGUUGGUUGAAAUCAUUGGUCGUCGGAAAUUAUUGAUCGGUGGUGGUUUAAUUAUGACCCUUUCCAAUUUAUUAAUUGCUAUAGUGGGUGUCACGACUAAUUCUAUCAUUGCCAACAAGAUUAUGAUUGCAUUUGUUUGUUUAUUUAUUGCAUCGUUUGCAGCUUCAUGGGGUCCAGUGGUUUGGGUUUAUAGUGGUGAAAUUUUCUCAUUGGGUGUUAGAGGUAAAGCUGUUGCUUUAACAGCUGCCACCAACUGGCUUGUCAAUUUUGUAUUUGCCUACAUCACACCUUAUUUAGUUGAUACUGGAACUCAUACUGCAGCUUUGGGUACCAAAAUUUUCUUUAUUUGGGGUGGAUUCAAUGCUAUUGGUGUUGUAUUUGUUUACUUGUUUGUCUAUGAGACAAAGUCAUUAUCAUUGGAACAAAUUAACGAGCUAUACAGACGUUGUCCAAAUGCAAGAGCAUCAGGUAAAUUUGAAGUUAAAGUUAAUAUACCAGCCAGUGAGCGUGAAGAAGAUGAAGCUGCUAUUAGAAACAAU